UAUUGUCACAAACAUUAUAUUUGUGUUGUUAGACCUGAACUGAAUGUUUUUGUCAGUAAAAAAUGAAGAGUUUGGGGGGAACUGUCCUCGGCCUUUGUUUAUUAUGGCUCUUAUAAAUAGAGAUGUUGACCGUGUCAGCUGUUUGUGAGGCUGGGGGGCUGCUCGGAGGAUGACUCCGGGGUCGCUCUGACCACACAGACGCGCAGUCUUCGCCCGUCUGUCGAGUCCACUUCGCAUUUUCAGCGACGCCCCCAAAUUCCGUGCAGAGUGUUUGCAGACCCUCCGGGACGGAGAGGUGGAGGAGGAAUCGGCAGCACCGCGGUCCGUACAGGCUCACAGUCGGCUCGCCUUUCGGUCCAUGACUUCACCGCAGGUCUGACAGGAGAGGCCGGGCCGCGUUUGGAAGCUCUCCAGGACUCUGAGGCUGCUGCAGAGAAUGGGAAUAGGGACACAGGCCAAGGCUUGCCAUUUUGGCUGAAGUAUCAGCAGGACAGUUGUCAGCCCCGCAUCAGCCUCAAUCCCCUUCUCCCACGCACACAAGCACACAAGGACAGACCGCUUCCCAGCCUCUGCUAUGUCCACUGCGGUAGACAUGGCCGGCCCUUCCUCCCCAGACCAGGCCCACAGCAGCGCCAAAAUCCCCAACGAGCCUCUGAGACCGAGCCUGAAGCGCUCCAGCCACCCCUACAGCCUCUCCCAUUACAUCCCCACCCCUUCUCCUGCCGUGGACGUGAAGGGCCUGAUCCAGCCGUCCCCGGCCCAGCAGCGCGCCGCCCAGCCGGGCCCCACCAAGCCCCGCCGAGCCCCCUCCUGGCCCGACAUGUGGGAGUCGCCCAGCGGGCUGCACCUGGCCCACGCCGCGGAGCUGCUGAUGCGCGCCGGGCUGCUGGCGCUCACCCCCACCACCACGGAGCAGGCCAGCCUGGGCGCGCAGAGCAGCCAGCCGGCCCAGAGGGAGGCCGCCGAGGCCAAGGGCGGGAAGGGGGACGGCGAGGGCGGUGGGUCGGGGCCCGAGGAGGAAGAGGAGGACUCCUCCGGCUGCAGCUCCGACUUCCAGCCCUUCCUGGGAGCUUGGUUCCCCUUCAGCCCCGCUCUGUUCCCGCUGGCAGGCUUUCAGAUGGGGGGAGGCCACUGGAGGAGCGCGGCCGUGGGGGCCGAGGGCAUGGAGGGGCUGGUGGCCGAGGGCUACUCCCCCGGCUCCCUGGGCGGGGGCAGCGGCGGGCGCAGGAAGAGGAAGCGGUGCGGCGAGUGCGUGCCGUGCCGCCGCCAGACGAACUGCGAACAGUGCAGCAGCUGCCGCAACCGCAAGCGUGGACACCAGAUCUGUAAAUACAGGAAGUGCGAGGAGCUGAAGAGGAAGCCCGGGGGCCCCGGCUUCGACAGCAGAGUGUCCGGGUUUGAUCUGAGGGGGUCCGACUUUACUUUGGGCCUGGCACAGGAGAGGAGCAACGGGGCCUUGGAUGGAUAGUAUCUGAUGGGUCGGCAACAGGUUGUCUGAUUGUUCGGGGAGCUGUAGUUCUAACAAACACACACAGGACAACAUGUCAACAAGCUCAGACUGAGGCAACAAAGACCUCCAGAAUCUGGUGUUUUAGCGAGGAGCUGCAGCUCCGUCUAAGAAUGUCCACACUCGUUUUCAUCCUUUCUUUUGACAAUCAGAGAAUCGGAGAGGAGAGAGAGAGAGAGAGAGAGAGAAAAGAAGGAUACCAAUGCGUGUCAAUAUUUAGAUGACGACAAAAAUGCUGUAAAUAAACUGUAAAUAUCUGGAAAACAUAUGUCUUUUUUACAUUGCUUUCCAGUUUGGAUGUAUUGUGCUUCAAACAAACAAACAAACCAACAAAAAAAGGAGUCAAAAUGUUUCUGUUUCUAACGAGGAGUUCUGCUUCUGUUGUUCUGACGUCACUGCAUCAGUAAGAAAUGAAUGAGUUCAGCCUCGGCUAAAUUAUUUCAUGUGCAACUUGUACUGUAUAGCUCUGUUUGCCCUUUUCAAAUAAAAGAAAUUCGCCUUGUGCA
Austrofundulus limnaeus is the source of this 2013-nucleotide messenger RNA. RefSeq names its product CXXC-type zinc finger protein 5. The record is from RefSeq and is a predicted model, not a curated record. The transcript is spliced from 2 exons. Gene Ontology annotation, molecular function: methyl-CpG binding; zinc ion binding. Bases 575 to 1468 code for a protein of 297 amino acids. Gene Ontology annotation, cellular component: nucleus. NCBI's taxonomy places the organism in Eukaryota, Metazoa, Chordata, Actinopteri, Cyprinodontiformes, Rivulidae.